Messenger RNA from Pyricularia oryzae 70-15, 1683 nucleotides. RefSeq lists its product as uncharacterized. Gene Ontology annotation, biological process: regulation of lipid storage. The record is from RefSeq and is a predicted model, not a curated record. Lineage: Eukaryota; Fungi; Ascomycota; Sordariomycetes; Magnaporthales; Pyriculariaceae. The transcript has 2 exons. Bases 223 to 1503 code for a protein of 426 amino acids. Gene Ontology annotation, cellular component: endoplasmic reticulum.
AUUUGACAGUACAAGCAACAGCAUUCUCCAAAAAGGGGUGACAACCUGUGUUUUGUCGUAUUUUUUUGCUCAUGAUUUAAGCGCGUAUCAUCCCGAUAAAAUUUGACAAUUUUAGUUCCGCAAGUCGAUAUUAGUCUAGAACAGAAUUAGAUCGCACUUGCAAAGUGCUCGCCGCGGGGUAGCUCCAUCCCCCGCCUGUAUGGUCCGGAGCAUAGGUCGGUGAUGAUGGCGACCAGCAACCUCGGCCAGCUGCAAAAGGGGCUCGUCGCACUGGCAGGUGUAGCGGCUUUAGCCACAUUGCUGGCUUCAAGGCAGCGUCAGAGAAUCCAGACGAAGCAGCCAUGGCUCGAUGGUCCUUUAAGAACUCUUUUACCUGAGCUCUCGGCCACAGAAGCUGAGGCACUGCCGUACCCGCCAGACGCACUACCCGGCAGGAGAGACGUCCCGACGCCAUACGGUGUCAUCCACGUCUUCGAAUGGGGUCCCGAGGAUGGAGAGCGUGUGCUGUUUGUGCACGGCAUUGGCACUCCCUGCGUUGCGCUCGGCGGCAUGGCGGCUGAGCUGGUCGAGAUGGGGAAAUGCCGGGUGAUGGUGUUCGAUUUGUUUGGUCGAGGCUACUCAGACGCACCGUCCGACCUGCCCUACGACAUGCGCCUGUACACAACCCAAAUACUACUAGUCCUGGCAUCGUCCCACCUCCCCUGGACUGGUGAUGAGGGCUUUCACCUGGUCGGGUACUCCCUCGGCGGCGGCAUCUCGGUGCCCUUUGCAACCUACUUCCCGCACAUGGUGCGCUCGCUAACCCUCGUCGCCGGAGGUGGGCUCAUCCGCGAGAGCCACGUCGGCUGGCGUAGCAGGUUGCUCUACUCAUCUGGGUGGUUACCCGAAGGGCUGUUGCAACGGCUCGUCAAGUCGAGACUGAUGCCACAGACAUCCGGGUCCACGGAAGAGCAGCAAGGCAGUUUUUUGAAAGAGGGAGUGGUCAUGGAAGCCGCCGAGGCACCGCCGCAAGACCUCGGGGUCAGACCGCAGGGCAACAGCGACGCCAGCGGCGGCGAAUCGUUCGACAAGGCCGUGCUCCCCGGCGGCGCGACCGUUUCGUCAGUCAUGAGCUGGCAGCUGCGGCACCACUCUGGCUUCGUGCCGGCAUUCAUGAGCACGAUACGGCACGCGCCCAUCUACGGGGAGUGGGGGCACUGGCGGCGGUUGGGAUCACUGUUGGCCGAGCGGAGGGUCGUUGGGGGCUCAACGCCGCGGGGUUUGGUGGGAGGCAAGGUGCUGUUGGUUCUCGGCAGGACUGACCCCGUGAUUGUGAAGGAGGAGCUCGUUCACGAUGCGACUGAGGCUUUGGGACAAGAUGGAUUCGAGGCUGCUGUGCUCGAGGCAGGUCAUGAGAUUGCGCUAACCAAGGGGCACGACAUAGCUAGAACGAUCAUCCGUUUCUGGGAGGAUACCAGGGCGACCGAUGCUGUAGACUUGGCCUUGUCUGAGAACCGAGGAUAACCCAGAGCUAUGUAGAAUCAGGGGACAUGGGAAGAGACGAAUAGAAGGGCAAUAUGUAGACGAGCCACAGAUGUUUAGAUGGUUCAAGCAGAGGGAGUGCGAUAUACAACUUAAUUAUAUAUCAAAAAGUUAUCUACCAAGUAUACCUGGUAGUAAGUAGUAAUACAGUAUUUAGGACAA